CCGAGCUCACCGCAAUUGUUUACUGCGAAGAAUCAAGAAAAUCUCGAUCUAGCCAUUAUUGGGAUGUAGCCAGCUCAUGAUUGAAUUCCCGAGUCUGUUCGCCCUCUCAUGCCGAGUGCCUUCGGAGGUUGAGGCGGAAGUGACCAAUCAGCGCGCACACCCGGCCCCAGCCCGGAAGGCCGCGCCGGAGUUGACCGGCCGGGCCGUGGCCUAGGUGCCGGUACUGCUCGGGGGGGAACGGUUGAGCAUAUGCCAGAGCAAUGAUACUUAAAGAAGAGCUCUGGUGCACUAUCCUCGAGAAAUGGUCCCCAAGAAGACAGUGGGACAUCCGAUUUCCAAGAGCUGUUAUUAGUCACCGGUGAAAGAUUAUUAUUGAAGUGUUUCUCUAGACAUCUCAUAUCGUAUACACCAUGGCAGCUGCUACCGAGUCCCGCGACACAAUCCGCAUUGGGGUGUUCAUCCCCUUUGGAUGUCAACUCCUGGACAUGGCCUGCGUCGACGUCUUCGGCACCAUGAGCUACGAGUACCUCUCGGUGGUAAGCGAGCUGGUUCCGGCUCCGAUACUCGAGCUCACCCCGAGCGUGAAGAUCUUCUACAUUUCUACCGUCCAGCCCGGCUCCCUCAUCGAGCUCACUUCCACGGCCCAGCUGGCCUGCACCCACCACCUGUCCGACCCGGCCGUGCAGCCAGGCCAGCUCGACAUAGUCAUCGUCCCUGGGCCCGACCCCUCCCUCGACUGGACGACGCAGGAGAAGAAGGAAGCGCUGGACUGGCUGGCGGCCCACGCGGCGCAGGUCGAGAAGACCGACAUCCUCUCGGUGUGCACGGGCAUCUACCCGUGCGGCGCGGCCGGGCUGUUGAAGGGCAAGAAGGCCUGCGGGCCGAGAGGACUGCAGGCUGAUCUGACGAAGAAGUAUGAGGGCGUGGAUUGGGUCGGGCACGAGCUUCGGUGGGUGAGGGACGGGAAUUUCUGGAGCAGUGGGGGCGUCACCAACGGCAACGACCUCGCGGCCGCAUAUGCGCGAGAGAGCGGCCGAUUCCCCGGACCCGUCGCCGAGCUGGCUCUGCUGAUGGUCGAUGUUGGCGACCGGCCGCAGCGAUAUACUACUGGGCUCGGGAAGAAGACCGCUUGAAAUCACGGGUCUGUUGGCAGGUGCAUGGCAGGGCAAGACUAUAUAUACAACAAGGACAGGUUGUAGCAUAGAUGAUGGCCGGCAACAUGGAAAUAUCAACCACGGAAUUGCCAACGACAACAGCCACCUGGUGUGGCGGUAUGUUGAGUGCUCGUAUCUGCUACACGGUAGGACACCAACGAUCAAUG
Chaetomium strumarium is the source of this 1321-nucleotide messenger RNA. RefSeq names its product class I glutamine amidotransferase-like protein. The transcript has 4 exons. Bases 411 to 1133 code for a protein of 240 amino acids. The record is from RefSeq and is a predicted model, not a curated record. NCBI's taxonomy places the organism in Eukaryota, Fungi, Ascomycota, Sordariomycetes, Sordariales, Chaetomiaceae. Gene Ontology annotation, biological process: regulation of DNA-templated transcription.